AUGCCUUCUCUGUUACAGGCUCUGAUUACUGGGAAACUUCCCUCGCACUGUGAACCAACCUCGCCCUUCCUGACCACACUCUCGUCACAUCUCCACAUAUGCAUCCCCACACCUCUGGCACUGAUCUCUUCGAUCCUCGGCACCCUCAGCAUAGUCUCAUGGCUGUUCGCCCAGCUGCCGCAAAUCUAUAAAAACUACCAGGUGCAGUCUACGUCCGGGCUCUCCAUAUUUUUCCUGGUUAUCUGGUGUCUGGGAGACGUCAGCAACCUUCUGGGGGCGCUCUUCACCCGCCAGGCGGGGUGGCAGGUGGUGAUCGCCGGCUAUUACGUCCUGGUGGAUAUCACCCUGGUGAUCCAAUUCUUUUGGUAUACACACUACAAACCCCAACGGUACGAUGGCUAUAAUGAAUUGCCCCGCUCCGACGACCCGGACUCGCGAGGCAUCCUCCAGGGCAUGCCUCUCGCAGGCGACACCGCGCCCCACCAACCUCCGGCCCCGGUCGACAUGACCAUGUCGAAAGCAGAGCCCAAAGACAUGGGCGUGCAGACCGGGGCGACCCUCAACUCGAGAGCGGGCCCAACGCCCUCGUACUCAAACGAGAAACUGGGUUCGUCGCGCCGAUCCGUACGCGCCGGCACCAGUGCGCCCACUCCCCCCUUCGCGCUCCCACGAACUAUGCUCAUGGCCUCAUUGCUCUGCGCCGUGCUGGCCAACGCCAGCCCCAGCAGCCCGCCGCCGUCCCCCCAUCCGCCCAUCGCCGACGCGCCCCGCGAAACGAUCCUCGAGAUCGUCGGCCGCAUCUUCUCCUGGAUGUCUACACUCCUCUACCUCGGCUCGCGGCCCCCGCAGCUCUUCAAGAACUACCGUCGCAAGAGCACCGAGGGCCUGUCCCCGCUGUUGUUUAUGGCCGCCUUUGGCGGCAACUUCUUCUACUCUUCGUCGCUGCUUACCAACCCCAACGCCUGGUCCAACUUCCCUCCCUACGGUGGCGGCGGCUGGGCCGACGGCCACGGCAACGACCGCUGGGAAUGGAUUGGCCGCGCCAUCCCGUUUUUCCUCGGUGCUUUCGGGGUUCUGGGUCUGGACGGCUUUAUGGGCGUCCAGUUCCUCAUGUACGGCCCCCGUGAUGACGAAGAAGAUGACAUCUUUGCGGACACGGAUGAGGAAGACCAGAAGCGUGGCAGGAACCGUUGGAGACGUGUGCACGGCUGGAUGCGCGGCUGGAUUCCGUCGACCUCGCCUCAGCGUGUUAAAUCGGGCGCUGCUUCGGCAACGCAGGAAGGCCAGGCUCUGUUGGGUGCGGAAGGUGGUCGAUAUGGUACUGUCUGA
Penicillium alfredii is the source of this 1329-nucleotide messenger RNA. RefSeq names its product PQ-loop repeat-containing protein. Bases 1 to 1329 code for a protein of 442 amino acids. NCBI's taxonomy places the organism in Eukaryota, Fungi, Ascomycota, Eurotiomycetes, Eurotiales, Aspergillaceae. The transcript has a single exon. The record is from RefSeq and is a predicted model, not a curated record.